Molecule: messenger RNA, 857 nt
Organism: Onthophagus taurus
Lineage: Eukaryota; Metazoa; Arthropoda; Insecta; Coleoptera; Scarabaeidae
Source: RefSeq, a predicted model, not a curated record
CUUUUUGCGCGGGAAUUAAUUAAAAUGUUAAGAAACGUGGAAAUUAAAGCGAAAUUACGCGAUUUAAAAGGUUUAAAAGAAAAAAUUAAAAAGUUAACCGAUUCAGAUGGUGUUUUAAUACAUCAACAUGAUACGUUUUUUAAAGUUUCCCAAGGAAGAUUAAAAUUGCGACAAUUUCAGAAUGGUGAUGCUGAGUUAAUUUCUUACAAUCGCCCCGAUGAUGAAGGUCCAAAAUUAUCAUCGUUUGAAAAGUGUGAUAUUAAAGCUGAAAAUGUGGAUGGUUUAAAAAUCGUUUUAUCUCAUGCUUUGGGUGUUUAUGGGGUGGUUAAGAAAACUCGAGAAUUGUAUUUAGUGGGACAAACUAGAGUUCAUUUAGAUAGUGUUGAUGAAUUGGGGAAUUUCGUUGAAUUAGAGGUGGUUUUGAAACCAGAACAAUCCCUUGAAGAGGGAAAUUUAAUUUGUAACGAUUUAAUGGGGAAAUUGGGGAUUGAAGAUGGUGAUUUGCUCAAAGGAGCUUAUAGAGAUUUAUUAGAAAAUAAGUAAGUUUUGAAAUGAUUUAUAUUUAUUAAUUAUACUCCAUUAUAACUUUUAAUGGUUGUAUAAAUAAAUUAUUUACUAGCCCGGAAGUAUUCUAACAAAUAUUCCCAAUCCUUGAGACAUAAACUGAGAAUGACACAUCUUAUAACACACCAAUAGGAAUCUUAAUAUGUCAGGUUCUAAAGAGGUAAAAUAUUGAUACAAAUUCUUCGUUCGACGCGAAUAAUUAAAUAUAUUCGAUAAUUUCAUUUUGAAACUAUUUUCAUCUUUGCACUUUGAUAAAUUAAGGUUAGAAUUUUAUCGUUGAGGUUAGUUUAUUU